GAAAAUUUCUAUUUCCUCUGUUUUGUCAAAACAUGAUCAUCUUCAUCAUUCUCUUUCUUUUCCAGGGACUAGAGACAUGUGGCGAGCUUACUCUGACAUGAAAGAAGCCAACUGGAUAGGGGCAGAUAAAUACUUCCAUGCCCGGGGAAACUAUGAUGCAGCCCAAAGAGGACCUGGGGGCGUCUGGGCUGCUAAAGUGAUCAGUGAUGCCAGAGAGAAUUUUCAGAGAUUGACAGGCCGUGGAGCAGAGGAUUGGAGGGCUGACCAAUUUGCCAAUGAAUGGGGCCGGAGUGGCAAGGACCCCAAUCACUUCAGACCUGAUGGCUUGCCCAGUAAAUACUGAGUAUUCUGCUCAUUGGGU
This is a messenger RNA of Dipodomys ordii (Ord's kangaroo rat), 361 nucleotides long. RefSeq names its product serum amyloid A-1 protein-like. The annotation marks the transcript as partial. Lineage: Eukaryota; Metazoa; Chordata; Mammalia; Rodentia; Heteromyidae. The transcript is spliced from 2 exons. Gene Ontology annotation, cellular component: extracellular region. The record is from RefSeq and is a predicted model, not a curated record.